Molecule: messenger RNA, 3947 nt
Organism: Varanus komodoensis (Komodo dragon)
Lineage: Eukaryota; Metazoa; Chordata; Lepidosauria; Squamata; Varanidae
Gene: RAD21
Product: RAD21 cohesin complex component
Exons: 14
Coding region: 167-2050 (627 amino acids)
Biological process (GO): synaptonemal complex assembly; replication-born double-strand break repair via sister chromatid exchange; mitotic sister chromatid cohesion
Cellular component (GO): cohesin complex; synaptonemal complex
Molecular function (GO): protein binding; chromatin binding
Source: RefSeq, a predicted model, not a curated record
AGUAGCCGCCAUCUUGUUUGUUUGAGUGGCUUAGAGAGGGGGGUGGGGGGAGACGGAGGAAAAGGGGAGCGGCGGCCGCAGCCCGAGCGCUCACCCCCGGCCCCAGCAGCCUGCUGCCCUCGGCGGCCACGCAGGAUUCGAGAUUGUUCUAUAGACAUCUGGAACAAUGUUCUAUGCUCACUUUGUCCUGAGUAAGCGAGGGCCACUAGCCAAAAUUUGGCUAGCGGCCCAUUGGGAUAAGAAGUUAACCAAAGCCCAUGUGUUUGAAUGCAAUUUGGAAAGCAGUGUGGAAAGCAUAAUCUCACCCAAGGUGAAGAUGGCUCUUCGAACUUCAGGGCAUCUUUUACUGGGAGUUGUUAGAAUCUACCACAGGAAAGCUAAAUAUCUCCUUGCAGACUGUAAUGAGGCAUUCAUUAAGAUCAAGAUGGCUUUCCGUCCAGGUGUAGUUGACUUGCCUGAAGAAAAUAGAGAAGCUGCGUACAAUGCUAUCACCUUGCCUGAAGAAUUUCAUGAUUUUGACCAGCCCUUGCCAGAUUUAGAUGAUAUUGAUGUGGCUCAGCAAUUCAGUCUGAAUCAAAGCAGAGUGGAAGAAAUCACAAUGCGAGAAGAAGUUGGCAACAUCAGUAUCCUUCAGGAAAAUGAUUUUGGUGACUUUGGAAUGGAUGACCGUGAAAUGAUGAGGGAAGAUAGUGCAUUUCCAGAUGACAUGCUGGAUAGUACUAGUGCUUCCAACCUUCUGCUGGAGCCUGAGCAAAGCACCAGUCAUCUUAGUGAGAAAUCUAAUCACUUGGAGUAUGAAGAUCAGUACAAGGAUGACAAUUUCGGAGAGGGAAAUGAAGGUGGAAUCCUAGAUGACAAACUUCUCAGCAACAAUGAAGGAGGCAUAUUUGAUGACCCGCCAGCUCUUUCUGAAGGGGGAGUGAUGAUGCCUGAGCAACCUCCACAUGAUGAUAUGGAUGAUGAUGAUAAUGUCUCAAUGGGUGGACCAGAUAGCCCAGAUUCUGUAGAUCCAGUUGAACCAUUGCCAACUAUGACUGAUCAGACAACGCUGGUUCCAAAUGAAGAAGAAGCAUUUGCUUUGGAACCUAUUGAUAUAACUGUUAAGGAAACCAAAGCAAAGAGGAAGAGAAAGCUUAUUGUAGACAGUGUGAAAGAACUGGACAGCAAGACCAUCAGAGCCCAACUAAGUGAUUACUCUGAUAUUGUUACUACACUGGAUUUGGCACCUCCUACGAAGAAAUUAAUGAUGUGGAAAGAGACUGGGGGUGUUGAAAAACUGUUCUCUCUUCCUGCUCAGCCUCUGUGGAAUAACAGGCUUUUGAAGCUUUUUACUCGCUGUCUUACACCUCUUGUGCCAGAAGAUCUUAGAAAGAGAAGGAAAGGUGGGGAAGCUGAUAAUUUGGACGAGUUCCUUAAAGACUUUGAAAAUCCAGAAGUGCCCAGAGAAGAACAACGCAGUGUUAUUGAUGAACCUAUUUUGGAAGAACCAAGUCACCUUCAGGAAGUCUCAUCCAUCAUGGAAGGCAGCAGGACCAGCUUGGAAGAACCAGUCAUGCCACCACCACCUCCUCAGACAGGUGUAAAGCGAAAGGUUGCACAAAUGGAACCAGAACCUGUGCUACCUUCACAACCAUUACAACAGAUCGAAAUGCCACCUGUAGAAUUGCCUCCAGAAGAGCCUCAAAAUAUUUGUCAGUUAAUUCCGGAACUGGAGCUUUUACCCGAAAAAGAGAAGGAAAAAGAAAAGGAAAAGGAGGAAGAAGAGGAGGAAGAGGAGGAAGAUGGUACGGGAGGUGACCAGGAUCAGGAAGAAAGGCGAUGGAACAAGAGAACUCAACAGAUGCUUCAUGGUCUUCAGAGAGCUCUUGCUAAGACUGGAGCAGAAUCCAUCAGUUUGCUUGAAUUGUGCAGGAAUACAAACCGCAAGCAAGCAGCUGCAAAAUUCUACAGUUUCUUGGUACUUAAAAAGCAGCAAGCUAUAGAGCUAACACAGGAAGAACCAUACAGUGACAUCAUUGCAACUCCCGGUCCCAGAUUCCACAUUAUUUGAAUGUUUGGCUUACUGUAUAGUUAGCACCAUUAGUGCUCACACAUUGUUCCAUGUGUAGGGCCCACGAAAGAAGUCUAGAUUUUGUUGUCUGUACAGUCAUUGACUUUUGUGUUUUGGAGUUUUCUAUUACAUUUUACCACUUUUGAAUUUCUAGUAUCUCUUUGGCACUGGGUGACUUGAGUUCCAGUUGCAGAGAUGACAGAAAGUGACUCAAGACCUUUAUAAAGAGUGUUUUUUAAAAAACAAUUCAGAACAGAGGUGUGCAAUAUUGUUGCAUGUAACUAUGACUAAUACAUUGUUUCACAGUUAUCUGCUUAGUAAACUAGAAUACUAUUUAACUAACUCCAGAAGACCCAAAAUGGCCAACCUAUUGACUGGGUUCAGAACAUAACACACUCGUAGGUUGAAUGUGUGUUUCUGCUGAACCAUGGGUUGUUGAAAUUUGGGUUGUUGUGUUGUCUGUACGCAGGCAUGUUUACAAACCAUGGCUGAUUACUACAUACAGCCUAUGAAGAAAACCCAUGGUUGGUUUGUUACAUGUGAGUUCUUCAUGAUUAGCAACAUGGUUUGUUGGCACAGCUAGGCAUGCACCAUGUUAACACCUGUUCCAGCAACAACCCAUAGUUCAAACUACAACCAACAUUCAACCUACACUCAACCCUUGAUUUUAGAUGUUUAUGUUUCUGAACCCUGCCAUGGUCUCAGUACAGCUUUUGCCAAACAUGUCUAAAAUGUUCUCUCUGUCCCUCAUGGUAGUGAAUCCUUCCUGCCCUGAACUUCUGGCAGUGCUCAUAUUCCUGCUUCUGAUGGUGCUCUUGGAGCUGCCAGUAUGAAUGUUAGUGCCUGGCAAGAGUCCCUGCUGUGCCAUGGUAUCCCCAUAAUUGGGCUUAAGUAGCUCACAGCUCUGGGACUUAGGUGUUUUUUGGAAAAUAAUAUUUUUAAUCAAAGCUUAUUUAAAUGAAAGAGACAAAUUCUGGUGUUGAUAUUACAUUCCUUCUCAAGGUGGUCCACUUCUGAUAAUGGGUAGUUGAGAGAACAGCUUAGUUCUGCUCUUAUGUAUCAACAAGAACUAAGCCUUUUCCCCUCCCGCUUUGAAUCUAAGCCCCUUGAGUAUUUACAUUUUUAAGGCUUCAUAGAAAAACCAUUCUUCUAGAUUACAGGCAAUUUGGCUUAGGUAAGCUGGUAGCUGGGUGGUUCUCAGAGUGCAAGCAAUUUAUAUUUGUUGGCGAAUCAGUGCAGGACACCACUGGCCCUGAAAGGACAGCAGGCUACAGAUGUAUAUUUUAGAGGCCGAUAAAUAUGCAGUUAUUGAACAUAAUCUUGUUGUGUAAUAAGUGUUAAUAGACAGCUUUCGUAACAGUGUAUUUUCCAAUAAAGCACACUCACGGGUCACUGCAUAACUUUGCAAAUGACCUUAAAUUUGGCUUAUGUUUUCCUAAAUAAAGGUUUUAUUAGGAUCAGCCCAUACCAGAUAUCAUGUGAACAUUUGUUGAUGGAUAUGUCAACAUUUCCUAAGAUGAAAUUGCUAAAGAUUCUGAUUUUAAACGUUGGCACUUUUGUGAAAUGAUUCUCUUCUGGGAUUGAAAUUUCAGUGCAUACCCAAAUGUAAAAUUAUGUGAAUGUUUUAAAAUUUGCAACAUGUUUUAAUAAUCCUUGAGAAAGUUAAUUGUAUAAAAUAGUUACUGCAGCUUUAUUUUUGACAUGACGUGCCUGUACAACCAUGAUUUUCCCCUUUGUACAAAAAGACAUUGUAGAUAACUUGAAUGUUUAAUUGUAGAGAAGAUCGUUAGUUUAUUGUUAUAGUUUGUUAGUUUGUUUUUGUUGCCUUUCAAGGUUAAUGUUCUUAAAUAGUUGCUGUUAUGUAUAACUUUUCUAAUAAAAGUUGUGUUAUAAGCUA